GGCACCCGGGGAGGAGCCUGCUGUUGCCCCAGCAACUGGGGCACCGGAGGAGAGCGCAGCUGCGGAGGUACCCGGGCACAGAUCUCCCUCUUUCCGGAAGGGCCCGGGCGAGGCGCGAGACUGGCCUCGACGGCGCCCGCCAAGAGGAAGAGGCCAGGCCCGUGAACUGCCUUCCCCGCGGCAGCUUUCGCUCCCAACGGUCGAGUACGCGGAGAACCAUGGCUGAAGUGCACGUGAUCGGGCAGAUCAUAGGGGCCACCGGCUUCUCUGAAAGCAGCCUCUUUUGCAAGUGGGGCAUCCACACAGGGGCUGCAUGGAAGCUCUUGUCGGGUGUGCGGGAGGGCCAGACGCAGGUGGACACGCCUCAGAUAGGGGAUAUGGCUUACUGGUCCCACCCCAUUGACCUGCACUUCGCCACCAAAGGUCUCCAAGGUUGGCCUCGACUCCAUCUCCAGGUGUGGUCCCAGGACAGCUUUGGCCGCUGCCAGCUUGCUGGCUAUGGCUUUUGCCAUGUGCCCAGCAGCCCAGGCACCCACCAGCUGGACUGCCCUACAUGGAGGCCUCUGGGCAGUUGGCGGGAGCAGCUGGCGCGGGCCUUCGUGGGGGGCGGGCCCCAGCUGCUGCACGCCGACACCAUCUACAGCGGGGCUGACCGCUAUCGCCUGCACACGGCCGCGGGAGGCACGGUGCACCUAGCCGUGGGGCUGCUGCUGCGCCACUUCGAUCGCUACGGCGUGGAGUGUUGAGGGACUUGGCCGCCACCGGUCACAGUAUGGCACAGCGGCCAAGAACAUGGACUAUGGAUACUGUCAGGCUUGCUUGACCCCAGCCAAGUCGUGGCCCCUCCUGUCCUAGCUAGGACUGCAAGGCCAGGAACACUCCCCUGAGGCCCAUGCUCCACUGAAUCACUGGCUAGUAGGUCUGUGGGCCACAGGGAGUGGCUGUUGGGCCUGUGGGAGACACUCAAUAAAAGCUCGCUGUUUUUUUGGG
Molecule: messenger RNA, 990 nt
Organism: Mesocricetus auratus (golden hamster)
Lineage: Eukaryota; Metazoa; Chordata; Mammalia; Rodentia; Cricetidae
Gene: B9d2
Product: B9 domain containing 2
Exons: 4
Coding region: 219-746 (175 amino acids)
Biological process (GO): cilium assembly
Cellular component (GO): MKS complex
Source: RefSeq, a predicted model, not a curated record